CAGUAGCGCAUGCGCAGUCAUUGCUUCCGCGACGUACCUAGCCAUCUUUCCAGUCAAGCAAAAGUGAUUGUUUUCAGCUUUAGUCUUAUUUAACGGAACUUUUAUUAAUGUCAGAGCCACAGUCCGCGCUUCUACUACGAAAACAAUUAGCAGAAUUAAAUAAAAACCCAGUAGAAGGGUUUUCAGCAGGCCUCAUAGACGACAAUGACAUAUAUCAGUGGGAAGUACUCAUUAUUGGACCUCCAGACACAUUAUAUGAAGGUGGGUUUUUCAAAGCACACUUACAGUUUCCAAAAGAAUACCCACUUAGGCCACCAAGAAUGAAAUUCAUAACAGAAAUAUGGCAUCCAAACAUCGAAAAGAAUGGUAAUGUAUGCAUAUCGAUUUUACACGAACCUGGAGAUGAUAAGUGGGGCUAUGAAAAAGCAUCAGAACGGUGGUUACCAGUUCACACAGUUGAGACUAUUCUCAUAAGUGUUAUUAGUAUGCUUGCAGAUCCUAAUGAUGAAAGUCCUGCUAAUGUGGAUGCUGCCAAAGAGUGGAGGGAAAGCUAUGCAGAAUUCAAGAGAAAGGUGGCGAGGUGUGUCAGAAAGAGCCAAGAGGAGUGUUUGUAGGAGAUGAACAAUUAUUCAAAUGGAAAGACUUAUUUAAUUCUGGGAAGCCGUAAGCACUGUAAGAAAGAAACCGACGCUCAGCAUUAAGCUAAUGGACAACAGUGCCACUAAAAACGGAUAUAGCCUGACCCAUUCUUAAGCAGAAAAAGGGAGGCAGAGUAUGUGUGACAAUAAAAGAUAAAAUCACACAUCUCUAUGAAGUUUAUACCACCGCCACUGACGUACCAUCCAUUGAUACGAAGAACAUAAAGGAAAUACACGCAGCUCACCUUUUACAUAAUAAACAACUAAAAAACUAAUUUACACAUAUACAUAAUGCAAAAAAAUUAUCUGUACGAUUAUUACCUUAAUAUUGAUAGUUAUAAACUUAACUUCCCUGUUCCUCCUGCUCAAGAGUUAGCCCUACCCUUUAUACCUAAAAACCUGUAAUUUAAAAUGUUUACGUUUAUUAUUGAAUAAUAAUUCCUUAGUGGCGUUUCGUAUUUUCUUACUUUCGUAAAUAUACAUAAAUAAAUUUUUGUAAAGUCAAAUACACGGUGUAUAUAUAUAUGUAUAUAUAUAUAUAUAUAUAUAUAUACAUAUGUAUAUAUAUAUAUAUAUAUGCUGCAAUCGUUAAAUGUAAUGCCAGUAAAAAAUGGAAACAAAAUAUAUGUGAAUCAAUUGUGACAUCGCGACAAACAUGUCGAUUAAGCUGUACAAUCACGGCUAUGUAAAGAAAUGUGAAAUUUCCGUUGAACCGUAAGUUGCCAAAAUAACGAAUUCUAAUUAAAGUGAUAAUAAUGCUAAUCACAAUAUUAUUAUUAGAAAUAUAUCAUUAAUUAAAACUAGUAAAUUUACCAUAAAAUUUCAUACAUGCUUACAAAAACUAUACAUAUUUCAACCAGUGCCAGUUUGUGAAGUGACUGUUAAGGUUUACCUUUUUAUUAUAUCUAAACUUGCGGUUCGAAGUCAUAAAAACAUUCAAAUUUUUUAUCCGACUAUAUAUAAUUUCAUACUGUCAAUUAAAUUCUACAAUAUGAAAAAUGUUUAUUGUAUUCCUAGAACCUGCAUUCUACUUGUCAUCUAGUACGAAAAAAUAUUUUUAUUACCUACCACUGAAGCAAAUUGCUUUUUUCUAUACUGUGAUUAAUUGUUUGCUUAUGUGUAAUAAAUAAUAAUACCUUAUUUUUAAUAGA
This is a messenger RNA of Bombus terrestris (buff-tailed bumblebee), 1789 nucleotides long. RefSeq names its product ubiquitin-conjugating enzyme E2 G1 (gene Ube2g1). Gene Ontology annotation, molecular function: ubiquitin conjugating enzyme activity. Lineage: Eukaryota; Metazoa; Arthropoda; Insecta; Hymenoptera; Apidae. The coding region runs from base 108 to 614 and encodes 168 amino acids. The transcript is spliced from 6 exons. Gene Ontology annotation, biological process: proteasome-mediated ubiquitin-dependent protein catabolic process; protein polyubiquitination. The record is from RefSeq and is a predicted model, not a curated record.